Panicum hallii is the source of this 2049-nucleotide messenger RNA. RefSeq names its product cysteine-rich receptor-like protein kinase 10. Bases 1 to 2049 code for a protein of 682 amino acids. The record is from RefSeq and is a predicted model, not a curated record. Lineage: Eukaryota; Viridiplantae; Streptophyta; Magnoliopsida; Poales; Poaceae. Gene Ontology annotation, biological process: protein phosphorylation. Gene Ontology annotation, molecular function: ATP binding; protein kinase activity. The transcript has 8 exons.
AUGGUUGUCCUCCGCUUCCUCGUUGCCGUCCUACUAUCCUCGACGACGGCGCUCAUCCCGGGCGCUGCAGAUUCAUCUCACUACUCGUGCAACCGCACCACGGGCAACUUCACGUCCGGCAGCGCGUUUGCUACCAGCCUUGACAUCCUCGUCGCGGCGCUCGUGGCCAACGCCUCGUCCUCCUCGUCGCUCUUCGCCUCGGCGGCCGUCGGCGCCAGCCCGGACACGGCGUACGGCCUCGCGCUCUGUCGCGGCGACGUCACGGACCCCGGCAUCUGCUCGGCGUGCCUCGGCGACGCGUUCCGGCGACUGCGGGACCUCUGCGUCCGGGACAGGGACGCCACGUUCUACAGCGACGUGUGCACGGCCCGGUACUCCGGCGAGGACUUCCUGUCGCGGCCCGGCGACAACUCCCCCGUGAUCAACGCCAUGGACGCGAACGCGUCGGCGUACCUCGUGUGGGACGCCAGGAACGCGACGAGCCGGAGCUUAUUCCUGUCGCUGGGCGCCAACCUGUUCGGGGAGAUGGCCAUGUACGGGGCCUACAACUCCUCGGCGGCGCGCCGGUUCGCGAGCGCCGUCAUGUACAUCAACCCGCAGCUGCCGACGGUGUACGGGCUGGCGCAGUGCACGCCGGACCUCGCGCCGGCGCAGUGCUGGCGCUGCUUCGAGGGCCUCAGCGACCAGAUCGGGCAGUGGCUCGACAGACGCGAGGGCGGGCGCAUCCUCGGCGUCCGCUGCAGCUUCCGGUACGAGGCGUACAAGUUCUUUGCCGGCACGCCGGACGUCCAGAUCGGCCUGCAGGGCGGCCCAUCAACGCCUCGGAGCAAUGGAAACAACAAAAGAAAGGUUGUGAUUGUCGCUGUCGUCGUAUCAAUCACGGUGUUGUUCUGUGCCAUGGUUGCCGGCCUUCUGCUAAUAACACAAAGAAAGAGAGCCGGAAAGGCGGAGCUACUGGCGCGCGGGCGAGCACACUCCCGAAACAACUCCAAGACGGAGGAGGCGCUGAAGCUGUGCCGAAUCGAGGUCUACAACUUCGCCAAGCUGACGGCCGCGACCGGCGAUUUCUCCGACGAGAACCUGCUCGGAAAAGGCGGCUUCGGCCCUGUCUACAAGGGGAUACUGGCGGAUGGUGCCGAGAUCGCGGUGAAGCGGCUGGCGGCGCAUUCCGGGCAGGGGCUGGAGGAGUUCACGAACGAGAUCCAGCUGAUCGCCAAGCUGCAGCACACCAACCUGGUCCGACUCAUCGGCUGCUGCGUCCAGGAUGAGGAGAAGCUGCUCGUCUACGAGUACAUGCCCAACCGCAGCCUUGACUGCUUCAUCUUCGGCCAGCAGCAGGUGCAGUUGCUGGACUGGGAGAAGCGGCUGCACAUAAUCGAGGGGAUCGCGCAGGGGCUCCUGUACCUGCACAAGCACUCCCGGGUGCGGAUCAUCCACCGCGAUCUCAAGGCCAGUAACAUACUGCUGGACAAGGACCUGAACCCCAAGAUCUCGGACUUCGGCAUGGCCAGGAUCUUCGGCUCCAACAUGACAGAGGACAACACCAGCAAGGUCGUCGGCACCUAUGGCUAUAUGGCUCCCGAGUACGCCUCGGAGGGCAUCUUCUCGGUGAAGUCCGACGUGUACAGCUUUGGGGUGCUGCUGCUGGAGAUCGUCAGUGGCAAGAGGAACAACGGUCACCACCACUACGGGGAGUUUGUCAACCUGCUCGGAUACGCGUGGCAGCUGUGGAGUGAAGGCAAGGCGUUCGAGCUGACCGACCCGUCGCUGGGCGAGCGCGGCGACGCGGCGAGCAUCAUGCGGUGCAUCAGGGUAGCGCUCCUGUGCGUGCAGGAGAACGCGAUGCACCGGCCGACCAUGGCGGGUGUGACGGCGAUGCUGGCGGCCACGGACGGCACCACGGCGGCGCUCCCCGACCCGAGGCGGCCGCCGCACUUCGCCCUCAGGGUCGGCGGCGGCGACGAUGGAUCAGAGUCCCGGGCAUGGUCGCACAGCACGUCGUGCAGCACUAACGACCUUACCAUCACCACCCUCCAGGAGGGCAGAUGA